This is a messenger RNA of Geodia barretti, 1036 nucleotides long. NCBI's taxonomy places the organism in Eukaryota, Metazoa, Porifera, Demospongiae, Tetractinellida, Geodiidae. The record is from the annotation of a GenBank genome assembly.
UACGAGUACGACCCAAUGACCUUAACCCUCCUCCUUUUGGCCGAGAGUUCUAGUAGACAUGGAGCUAAGGAGAAGAUUGGAAGGCUCUCAGCCAGUGUCGCGGCAUGUCCUCCAUUCUCCCGAGGAACCUCCCGUUCGAUCGAGGGCCGUCCUACAGCGCCGCGUGUUCCGCUCUCCGCUGGACUGCAGCGAGCGGUGGUACUGGACCGGCCUAGCUGUCGUCACGCUAGCCUCCGCCCUCACCAGGUUCUACUCCAUCACGGAGCCUCGGCACGUCGCGUGGGACGAGACUCACUUUGGGAAGCAUGCCAGCUGGUACAUUCAAGGCCAGUUCUUCUUUGAUGUCCACCCUCCCCUUGGAAAGCUCGUAAUUGCCAUAGCGGGAGUCCUGACUGGCUACAACGGUUCGUUUGAAUUCAAAGAGCCCGGGCAGAAAUACGACGACACGCCCUACAUUGGGAUGAGAGUGGUGUGUGCUCUGAUGGGGCUACUCCUGGUUCCCCUCUGUUACCUCACCGUCUGGGAGCUGGCUACUACUUGCACUAAUAUCCCACUUUCAGAGAAACCGGGACGCUGGUUCUCUCCCAGUACAUUCUGCUGGACCUCCACUGCUGUUCUUUAUAAUGGCCGCUACCUACUGCACUGCACGCUUCAUCAACUGCAGACGACGUGCCAUUUGAUGCUGGAGUGGUGGUACUGGUUUGACACCUCUCGGGAUGUUCAGUGGAUGUUCCUCCUAUCAGUGAGAGGAGAGCCUCGUGCACCUCUUGGCUCAAUACCAUACCACCGUCCUCUUUCUACGUGCUCUGGUUGCCUGACCGACCGUGCACGGACCUCUGGGACCGACCUGGAUGGAGACCUCAGACUCUCAGUGAGUGGUAUGUUUACAUGGGACUCGCCGCUAUGCUCGGUCCCUCCCCUCUCCUCCCUAUCCACUCUCAGAUGUGGCCUAUGGUCAGGGUAUAACUCGCAGAACAGAGGGGAUGGAGGAGACUCCUCCACUCUCCACUCACCUCUACCCGAGGACCUCGGCUGA